UUUUUGAACUAGUGUUAACCAACCAUUCGACCUCGCAGUCGUAACAGAAGUGUGCGCAGUUAGAUUCAGCGCAUUGUAGUGGUCGAAAGACUAAAGUUAAUCAACAAAUUAAUUUCACCUUGAUCAUCUGUAUACUUGAAAUGUCGGAUACAAAUUUUAAAAGCCUAGAAGACACAUUAAAUAAGCACAUUCCUAGGGAGGAACUGCGAGAUGUCAAACGGCUGCUUUACGGAAGAGCCGAUGACAACGAGCUACCCUUUUCUGCGGAAACUAUUUCUCUUGCAAAGGACGUCGAUGUUGACCUAAAGGGUUAUAUAUUCACUGCUCAGAAAGAGGAUCUGCGACGUCCCAGGGUUGUUCGUGUUGCUGCUAUACAGAAUACAGUCGAUAUACCAACCACUGCACCGAUUCAUGUUCAACGUGAUGCACUACAUGAAAAAAUAGCGAAUAUCUUGCGCGUUGCGGGUUCUGCUGGUGUAAACAUUGUGUGUCUCCAGGAAGCAUGGACUAUGCCUUUUGCAUUUUGCACGCGCGAAAAAUUUCCUUGGUGUGAAUUCGCCGAAGACGUUGAAAACGGACCUACUACGAAGAUGCUAAAGGAGUUGGCUAAGCAGUACAAUAUGGUCAUUAUCUCACCUAUUUUGGAGCGCGAUUCUAAUCACCACGACACGAUAUGGAACACAGCCGUGGUGAUCUCGAACGAUGGUGCUUACAUUGGCAAACAUCGCAAGAAUCACAUUCCACGCGUAGGCGAUUUCAACGAAUCGACGUACUACAUUGAGGGUGACACGGGUCACCCAGUGUUUGCGACACAAUUCGGGCGCAUUGCAAUCAACAUUUGCUACGGGCGUCAUCAUCCCCAAAACUGGAUGAUGUUUGGCAUUAACGGAGCCGAGAUUGUGUUCAAUCCAUCCGCUACGGUUGGAGGACUUAGCGAACCGCUGUGGGGUAUCGAAGCGCGUAAUGCCGCGAUUGCAAAUAGCUUUUUUACGGUAGCAAUCAAUCGAGUUGGUACGGAAGUGUUUCCUAAUGAAUUCACCUCGGGUAAUGGUCUUCCGGCCCAUAAAGACUUCGGUCCAUUCUACGGCUCGUCUUAUGUAGCGGCACCAGACGGUUCACGGACGCCAGGUCUUUCGCGGGAUAAGGAUGGAUUGCUUGUUGUCGAGAUGGAUUUAAACCUAUGUCGACAGAUCAAGGAUUUCUGGGGUUUUCAAAUGACUCAACGCCUGCCAUUGUAUGCCGACAGCUUAGCCAAAGUUAUUAAACCGGAUUACAAACCUCCUAUAGUCAGAGAAUCAUGAAAACACCAACAGAAGUUUGAAAAAUCGUCGUUAAAAUGGGCCAAUGGGAUUUGGGUUAUUUCAAAGUUGAUACAUCAGUUCAAGUCAUGAUCUGUUCGAGAUUACAAGCCACAAUUCUUAAAAUAAAACAUAAAAAUAAUUCAAUUGAUCUUGGCAACAAUAAUGUGGUUCCUACUUUAUAAAAUCUCCUGGUCCACUCCUCUGAAAAAAUAUUUGUGAAAAAAUACAGCUCAGUCCGUCUUCGUCUAAGAUUAAAAAAUGUACUUGAAACUUUGGAAUAUUACUGUUACUGUUGAAGAAACAUACAAAUUGUUCAAUAACUUCGUUGUUACGCAAAUCGACAUUAUUAGAUGAAUUUAUUCAAAAUUUAAAAAAGUCAAAUUAGCCGUUAAUGUUAGUUCUCGAUAAUUUCUUUUUUUAUGAUAGUCAAAGCGUGUCACAGCUCUGUAACCACAGGACCACACGCCUCUGAAGGACACUAGACUUUUCUGUCUUCGUACUCUUUGUAAACAUGUAUAAGCCGUACACAGUGCGAAUAUAAUCUCCGAACAUCCAAGUUUGAAGUUUGAAUACGUUUGCAGAAGAAGAAAGGAUAUUUGAACUAGAGAAAAUCAGAGUGAACAUGGGUAUCUGGUCAGUAACCAUCCAAAGUACCACCUACAAGAUCUUCAACCCUACAAGAAGGAGAAAAAGACCAAAUUCAUGGAGCCCAUCAGCAUCACUACCAAAGAGAGCAUACGUUGGGGUGAUGAACGAAUCGGUGGCUCAACAAUGAACUAACAAUCACUAACAAUGAACAAAGCCAUUGUACAGUCUGAAGAAAAUGGCGCAGUACACCUCGUGUCGAGACGGUCGAAGCCGGUGUUAUACAGAAUAUUCAUAAUCCCAGCACGCACCUACGCAUCUGAGACAUAGGUCAUGGCUAAAACUGACGAAACCGAACAUACAUAGAUUGACUUUUGGCCCAAUAUGUGCAGCUGGCACAUCGUAAACCGUACGUACGACAUGAUGACCUUACUGUCGUGUAGUGGAUACGCCUCGCCGUGCUCCGGUGGGCUGGUUACUUCAUGAGAACGGCGGACGAUGAACAAACCAUGAAAUUUUCCUUGGCUGUUCAAGGACGAGCCAACGCGGUAGCCCUGAUUUAGAGUAUUGGGGCGUACCACGCAUGCGCAUGCGAUGCAAGAACUAUUGGUCACGAACAAUGGAAGGAGUUUCUUUCACAGGCCAGAACCAAAUAAUUAGUGGAUACAGCAAAGCUAAGUAAGUAAAGUGUGUUUGUUCGAAAACAUGUUUUUUAUAACGCAUUUUAUGUUGAGCAUCGCACCUUAUAUGGAGGUUUAACAGACGCGAGAUUCAUGCCAAGUAUUUUAUAUUAACAGGGACAAACAAAAAUAUAUGUGUAUAUAUAAGCGAUUGGGAUUACUUAAAUACAUGACUAGGAUAUAUUUUAUUCUCAUUUUCUAGUGAAUUGAGAUUUUCACUUUUCUCACCAGCUAAAACUAAUCAACAAAUAACAAUGCAUCGUAUUUUUUAAUAUGUCAAUUUAACUAUUUUA
This is a messenger RNA of Anopheles bellator, 2859 nucleotides long. Its product is annotated as beta-ureidopropionase. Bases 141 to 1301 code for a protein of 386 amino acids. The record is from RefSeq and is a predicted model, not a curated record. Gene Ontology annotation, molecular function: beta-ureidopropionase activity. The transcript is spliced from 4 exons. Lineage: Eukaryota; Metazoa; Arthropoda; Insecta; Diptera; Culicidae.